Molecule: messenger RNA, 3003 nt
Organism: Brassica rapa (field mustard)
Lineage: Eukaryota; Viridiplantae; Streptophyta; Magnoliopsida; Brassicales; Brassicaceae
Product: chaperone protein dnaJ 11, chloroplastic
Source: RefSeq, a predicted model, not a curated record
CAAUCACACUACAACUUAAACUCAGAACAAAACAAAAAACACCAAUCCCUUAUGAUGCUCUCUUCUUCGCCAACUUUCUUUUCUCCUCCAUUACUCUCCUCCUCUUCUCCACCGUUCUCCGCUGUGCCACCACCGCCCCGUACAUCCCAGAUCUCUCUUUCCGCGACCACCGCCUCCUCCUACACCUGCGCCGAAGAACCACCGAGAUUGCGCCAGAUUCCGCAGAGACUUUCGGCGACUCCGUCGCUCUACGAGAUCCUCGAAAUCCCCGUCGGCUCGACGAGCCAGGUGAUCAAAUCGGCUUACCGGCGGCUAGCCAGGAUCUGCCACCCUGACGUGGCUGGAAAUGAUCGGAAAUGCUCGUCGGCUGACGCUUUCACGAAGAUUCACGCGGCGUAUUGCACUCUUUCUGAUCCCGAGAAACGCGCCGUUUAUGAUCGGAAGAUCCUUUGCGGGCGCCGGCCGUUGACUGUCGGUGUUUCUAGAUUUGGCAGUUACGGAGGAGGGAACUGGGAAACUGAUCAGUGCUGGUAGCGAGUUGACUCGGUGAUCGAGGUGGGACAAGUGCAUUAUAUUUUUUUUUUUUUCGUAAUUAGUAACAUGGUAAAUAGUCUCUGAUACGCCCCGUUUAUCGUACCACGUAGGAUCAACGUUUUUAACUUUUUAUGUUUCUUUCCUUUUUUUUGUUUUUUUGAAAACUGUCAUUCAUUAACCUAAAAACUAAACUAAAAGAGAAAAAAACACAAGCCAAGGAGGCCAUUGUUUUUAGGGCUUAUUGGCUGAGUAGCCACGAAAAAAAAAAAAGUCAAGAGAAUGGACAAGAUUUUGACAUAAUGUAUUCCUUCGCUUUUUGCUUGCUUUUCUGCCGGUUAUGUCCUUCUACAUAAGAAGUUACCGGUUUCUAAUCAUGGAGAAAACAACGUGGUGAUUUUAUGUCCUUAAUAAUAAUGACAGACCUUAGAAAGCGCAUGGGUAAAUCAUAUUCAAAGACAAAGGAAUGAAAACAUGGAAAGAAACGAAUUGAUGAAAAGCUUAAAUGUGAAAGAAACAACGGUGUCUAACGGAGAAUGCAAAAAUGUAGUUCCAUACCAUAUAUGUUACAUAGAAUAGUAUAAGUUCAAAUAUAUGGGAUACAUUUCCAUUUGACAUGACUAACGUAGAAUAGAACCCUGUUUGUAAUGUAGUAAUAUAAUCACGAACAAAGACAGUGGAGUAUUUAGUGGAAUAAAUUUAUAAUUGUGGGUUACACCUUUUCCGUUUUUAAGAGUAGAAGAAAGCCACAAGAAUGUAGUUCCAUACUACAUAUUUCAGAUAGAAUAAUAUAAGUUCAGCUAUAUAAGAGACAUUUCCAUUCUACAUGACUACGUAGAAUAGAACCACUUUUGUACUUUAGUAAUAUAAUCACGAACAAAGAUGGUGGAGUGGACGGUUGAGGAGAGGCAAUGAUGUAUUUACUGCAAUAAAUUUACAAUUGUGGAUUACAGCUAUUCCUUUUUUAAGACUAGGAGGAAGCCACGUAGAGAAGGUAGAUUUACUGAAGAUAUUUUUACUGUGCAUAGGUAAACAAGUGGUGGAACUUAGCAGAGAUAAUCUUAAAUGUCUAUUCAAAGCAAACCAUAAAUGGUGUAUUCCAUAUAAUAAUCACUGUAAAUCUAUGUGAAGAAAAUCUGAAGCAACAAAGUACUCAGAAGAAACAAAGUGAAGAAAUUUAAAGAUUCACCGCUCUGAAAGAAGGAGGAGGUAAUUUUGUGUGAGAAUAUUCUAAUAAACCGGGUUUCAUAGCAAAUUUACUCUCUUCUGAUAGGAAAAUCCAGCUGGUGGUGGGCUUAUCCUCCUUUCCAAACAGAACAUCCCAUGUUGUUUGAGACGCACUCGACGAUGUGGAUUUUCCGGUUCCCUUACCACGCGCACCUUUACCCUUCGCCUGAUGGUGAGCGUCCACUAUUUGGCCACAAUUGAGGCCAGUUACGAGUGCGAAGUCUUGAAUAGCAUAACGAAUUGGUUUCCCCACGAAAAGCCACCACAGUUCGAAGUCCUUCUCAGUGAUCAACUGUCGUGAAAGAAGGUAGUGAAGAAACAUAACCGAGAAGGUAUGGGACCCCAUCUUCAGUACCUGGCCAAACUGUGACGCAUUCAACAUCGUGAGAUCCUCAUCCUCUAAUGCACUCUUUAUGACUUCAAUCCAACGGAGGUUGAAGUAGUUGUUAACUCUUUUCUUGCCGGUCGGUUCAUACCCUGUCUCAAACAAUCUACUUGGAAGCUCUAACUCGUCCAUAUCAAACCUGAAGAAUGAAAAUGAAGAGAGUGAAAGAGUGAAGAUGGUUCAUAGUGACAUAUGCAAUGUAGAAAUGACUAAUGAAUUAAACAGAAUAAGAUACGACAACCAAAUGGCAAAGCAUGGCAUGUGAAAGUACUUCCAUAUGAAAUGGAAUAUUAUGAACCGUAUAAAUUACUACUCAGUAUGACACAUCUCAAUGAAAUAAAUAGAUGAGGUAACAUAUAUAUGAGUUCACAGGGUCAUAUGCAAUAUAGAAAUGUCUAAUGAGUUAUACAGAGAAGAACAUGCAACGGGAUGGAAAAGCAUAGCAUGUGAAAGUACUUUUCAAUGUGAAAUGGAAUAGUAAGAAACAUUAACUAUUUGACAGAUACGACAACCAAAUGGAAAAGCAUGUCAUGUGAAAGUACUUAUCCAUAUGAAAUGGAAUAUUAUGAACCGUAUAAAUUACUACUCAGUAUGACACAUCGCAAUGAAAUAAAUAGAUGAGGUAACAUAUAUAUAUGAGUUCACAGGAUCAUAUGCAAUAUAGAAAUGUCUAAUGAGUUAUACAGAGAAGAACAUGCAAUGGAAUGGAAAAGCAUAUCAUGUGAAAGUACUUUUCAAUGUGAAAUGGAAUAGUAUGAAACAUUAACUAUUUCACAGAUACGACAACCAAAUGGAAAAGCAUGGCAUGUGAAAGUACUUCCAUAUGAAAUGGAAUAUUAUGAACCGUAUAAAUUACUACU